AUGGAUAUGAUUUCGAGUCAGGUACAGAAUUUAAAGAGAGGGUACACGGAAUUGGAAUUGGAAUUGGCGGUUCCUGAAGCGGUAAAGAAGGCAAGAUCAAGUGCGUUGCUGCCUUCCGAGCCGCUGUACCAAAUUGGCUCCAAUUCGCAAUGCCCCACGUCCCCAACACUAUAUCUUCAACAGAACGAAAUACAGCGAUAUACAGAACACGAUAUCAUGCAAAUUGCUACCCCAGUGAAUGAAAAUCCUACGAGUUCGUGUGUGGUGUCACCUAGUAUGGAACCUGAUGCAGAAAUCGAAGGGUACAUGCUGCAGGGAUACUAUGACAAUAGCAAACACCUUGCUGAAUUAACGACUUCCUACAGCAUCUAUGAUAUGACGGAGGAAGAAAUAGACAUGAUGAUGGUCGAUGGGCGUCCCUCUAUGUAA
Huiozyma naganishii CBS 8797 is the source of this 429-nucleotide messenger RNA. RefSeq lists its product as uncharacterized. The coding region runs from base 1 to 429 and encodes 142 amino acids. The transcript has a single exon. The record is from RefSeq and is a predicted model, not a curated record. NCBI's taxonomy places the organism in Eukaryota, Fungi, Ascomycota, Saccharomycetes, Saccharomycetales, Saccharomycetaceae.